GACUCGGCCGGGGCGCCGCGGCGCGGGCCGGGAUGGAGUGAGGGGCGAGCGCUGGACAGAGCGCGGCCCUGAGGCCCCCGCCCGUGUCUCGCUCCGCCCCGGGUCUAUGCGGCCCCCCGGAGACCAUGGGAUCCAGGAUCAAACAAAAUCCAGAAACUACCUUUGAGGUGUAUGCAGAAGUGACCCACUCAGGAAUCAGCUGCAUUGGGAAAGAUCCUGAGGUGCGGAGGCAAUUCCCAGAGGGCUACAGUGACCAGGAAGUUCUACAGACUCUGACCAAGUUUUGUUUCCCCUUCUAUGUGGACAGCCAUGCCAUUAACCAAGUUGGGCAGAACUUCACGUUUGUGCUCACAGACAUUGACAGCAAGCAGAGGUUCGGCUUCUGCCGCUUAUCUUCAGGGGCCAAGAGCUGCUUCUGCAUCCUGAGUUACCUCCCAUGGUUUGAAGUCUUUUAUAAACUGCUCAAUGUCUUGGCAGAUUAUUCAGCAAAAGGACAGGAUACUCAGAGGAGUGAGCUCCUAGAAACAUUUCAUAAACUUACCAUCCCUGAGCCAGGAACCUCUGUUCAUCUUGGAGUGCACUCUUACUUUACUGUGCCUGACACCAGAGAGCUUCCCAGUAUACCUGAAAAUAGAAAUCUGACAGAGUAUUUUGUAGCAGUUGAUGUCAACAACAUGCUGCAUCUCUAUGCCAGUAUGCUGUACGAGCGCCGCAUCCUCAUUUGCUGUAGUAAGCUGAGCACUUUAACUGCCUGUAUCCAUGGGUCUGCAGCCAUGCUCUACCCGAUGUUCUGGCAGCACGUUUACAUCCCUGUCCUGCCCCCACAUCUCCUGGACUACUGCUGUGCCCCCAUGCCCUACCUCAUUGGAAUACACUUAAGUCUGAUGGAGAAAGUAAGAAGCAUGGCCCUGGAAGAUGUGGUGAUCCUGAACGUAGACACCAACACACUGGAAACCCCUUUUGAUGACCUGCAGAGCCUCCCCAACGAUGUGGUUUCUGCACUGAAGAACAGAUUGAAGAAAGUCUCUACAACCACUGGAGAUGGUGUCGCAAGAGCGUUUCUAAAAGCACAAGCAGCUUUCUUUGGGAGCUACAGAAACGCCCUGAAAAUUGAACCUGGUGAGCCCAUCACUUUCUGUGAGGAAGCGUUCGUGUCGCACCGCUCGUCUGUGAUGAGGCAGUUCCUGCAGAACGCCAUCCAGCUGCAGCUCUUCAAGCAGUUCAUCGAUGGGCGCCUGGAUCUGCUGAACUCUGGGGAGGGCUUCAGUGACGUGUUUGAAGAGGAGAUAAACAUGGGAGAAUAUGCAGGUAGUGACAAACUGUACCACCAGUGGCUGUCCACAGUGAGGAAAGGAAGUGGAGCCAUUUUAAACACAGUAAAGACCAAGGCUAACCCUGCCAUGAAGACUGUCUAUAAGUUUGCAAAAGAUCAUGCAAAAAUGGGAAUAAAAGAAGUGAAAAACCGCUUGAAGCAAAAGGACAUUGCUGAGAACGGCUGCUCGGCCCCGCCCGAGGAGCCCCUGCCAAGGACAGCUCCAUCGCCACUGGCUGACAAGAAGGACCCAAAAUUCAGAGAGGACAGAAGACCAAUCACAGUACAUUUUGGUCAGGUUCGCCCCCCAAGACCUCAUGUGGUUAAGAGGCCCAAGAGCAACAUUGGUGUGGAGGGCCGGAGGACCUCAGUUCCCAGCCCAGAACACCUCGUAAAGCCCAUGCGACACUAUACAGUCUUCCUCUCUGAGGACUCCUCUGAUGAUGAAUUUCAGCAGGAAGAGGAUCCUGUCUCUGGCUUCUCUGAAAACUUUUUCUUCUCUGCUCCUUUUGAAUGGCCUCAGCCGUACCGGGCCCUGAAGGAGUCAGACAGCGCCGAUGGAGAGGACGUGGGCAGCCCCGAGAAAGCCGGAGAGCCGCUGCCCCCGAGCCCUCUGCUCUCCAGCAAGGCCUCAGCAGUCAAUCUCCUGGAAGACAUCUUCCCCAGCCUGGAAGUAGAAGCGCAGCCCCAGCCCCUGAGCCAGGCCAAGAGCCUGGAGGACCUGCGGACACCCAAGGAGGAGGCGGAGCAGCGCUGCUCCUUUGAAUACCAGAGAAUGGAUCUUGGUGUGUCUGAGAGGAACAGGAUUGUGCCAAGAAUGAAGCUGUCCCACCCUUACAACAAGCUGUGGAGCAUGGGCCAUGAUGAUAUGGCUAUUCCCACCAAAUAUUCCCAAAGCUCACCCGAAAGACCCUUGGCUGCCCUGGGCACCAUGCCCCCCAUCACCAGGAGACCCCAGAACAGAGACAGUGGUCUGGCUCCUGCAGAAAAGGAUGAAUCCAGUCCCACCAUUCAAGGGAGCAUCACCAUUCCUAGGCCACAGGGAAGAAAGACUCCAGAACUGGGGAUUGUGCCACCCCCACCAGCACCCAGGGCUUCCAAGCACCAGGCUCCAGCGGGGUCAGCGGAAAUCCUCACCCCUCAGGGGCGCAGCCACUUGGUUUCAGAUCUUAUCCCAGAGCCUUUUGGGGCUGGGAAUGUGUCCUUAGACUUGCAGCAGUCUGUCAAUCCCUCCUCUCGCCCAUCCCAGCUGCUGUGCAGUGCUGCCAGCACUGCUGAGAUGCUGCAGCCCGUGCGGGUGAAGACAGAAAGUGCAGGCAACGAGAGCGAGCUCCUGCUGAGCCUGCUGGACCCGCUGAGAACCCAGGGCUGGCCAGGCUCAGCCCAGCCAGGCUCAGCUCUGCCAAGCUCAGCCCAGCCAGGCUCGGCUCUGCCAGGCUCAGCCCAGCCAGGCUCAGCCCUGCCAGGCUCGGCCCCCACACCCACCUUUGGUGCCCUGCCAAGUGACUUUGUGCCUCCUCCAGCUGCCCCCUUUGCCCAGCCCCUUGGCUAUGCUGCCCCAGCUCCUGCACCCUUUCUGCAGCCCUCCCCAAAUCCGUUCACGCAGACACUGCCAGGAGCCCUCCCCGUGUCCCUGGUCAGGCCCCCGAGGGGCUCCUUCACCCCCUCCUUAGGUCACGCUUACAGCUCCAGCUUCAUAAGCCCCACUGCCAGCUUCUACCCACCACAGAGACCUCAGCCCCACAUGGCCACACUGUCCAUGCCAAACCUGUUCAGCCAGGCUCCAGCUGUGCCAGCAGCUGGCUCCUUGCUCCUGCAGCGCCACAGCCCUUCUCCCACCAGCUCCCUGCAGCCGUGUCUGGGUGCUCUCUCCAAACCCCGAACGUUACAGGUGGGCCAGCCCAGCACAAAGGUAGAUCCCAAACAAGCCCUGACUCUUCUGGCCAGUGAACCCCCUCUGGUCCCUGCCAGGCCAGCCAAGGGCUUGGAGUCGGUGUUACUGUCCUCAAAAUCUGAGGAGACAAAAGAUCCAUUUGAAGAUCUGUUAAAAAAGACCAAGCAGGACGUGUCACCCACACCAGGUAAGGUGGAGCAGCUCAGAAAGCGAUGGGAAACCUUUGAGUGAUGCCCCCCAUGGCCUCGGUGUCCUUGUGGAAGUGACAGAGGGAUUUUUUGGUUUUUUUGAGCCAGCAUAAAACCAAGCAUUUCUUUUAAGGAAGGCUGAGCCAGGAGCGCUGCAGGACCAUCGCUGAGCUGCAACUCAACACGAGAGCUUUUUGCCCACAGGUCAGAGUCCCCCGUGUCCCAGUCCCUGGCCCUGCUCCCUCACUCCCUGCCACUCAACCCUGGCAUUCCUGCACUGACCAAAGCGUGAGGGGAGGGGGGUUGGGUUGGGAUUUCCACACACAGCUUUUCAGGCAGCACUGCUGAUGCACAGGUUCCUCCCUCCCUGUAUUUUCAGUCCUUGGCACACCUGAGCGUGACACAGCUCAUUGCUGGGGUUCCUUCCUGCCCCUGGGAAUGGACAUCAGUUUGUCUGGCAUUACACAUCGAUCCAACAUUUUGUUUCCAUGUGCAAAGCGCAGCAAACCAGCCCACAAGUCACUGAACUGAUCCAUGGGCUCUGUGCUCACUGAACCCCAGCCACUCCCAGAGCUGUCAGAGGGACUCUGGUGGCACCUUUGACUCCCCCUCCCACCCCCAACACCGACAGCCAGGGCAGAGUUGUCACAGGCCGGGAAACCACAGCACAGAGCAGCUGCUCAGGGAUUGGUCCUGCAUCUCUGUUGGGAAACUGGAAACACCAGCAAUUGUUUUCAUUUUUUUGACUUUGUUUUUGUUAAAUACAUCAGAAAAUAGAGGCCAUAAAAAGUAUCCUAGUUCUUAUAUAUGUGUAUCUUAAUAUUAUCUAUCAAUAUUAUAAAUUGCAGUAUAUGAAUGGAAUGUAACAAUAUCUUACUUGAUGAUUACAAACAGAAAAAACGUGGGGUAUCAAGGUUCCCAGCUCCUGAGUGCAGGUGAGGCCGGUGUGCUGAGGGGCUGAGGGCAGGGCACGGCCAGGAGGGGGGUCUGGGCUCUGUGGCCUCGCUGGAGCCUCGGGCUGGCCCCGCCUGGCCCGCGAGCGCAGGGGACGCUCAGCUGGGUGUUCUGAGCCCCCUCUCUGUGUUCUCCAGACAUUUCACACGAGCCUCAGCAUCCCCCAGGAAAGCUGCUGGCUCUGAUCAUUUCUGUUUCACUUCAGUGGUGCUUUUUUGGUUUGUUUUGUAUCUGGGCACACUCUGGUGUCAAACCUGUCACUCUCGCAGAGGGAAUCACAUCACCAUUGAGCCUUUGCUAAAGGAAAUCAUCUUGGACACAUGGGAAAAUUCUUGUAAAGCUUUAUCUGAUUUCCAAUGUAUCUAUUUUAUUCAUGUUAUCUUGGAAGUUUUCUUACUCUGGGGAAUGGGAAUGGCUGUCUCUGCGUUCGAGUCUGGGCAGUACAAAAGAAAAAUAAUAUCUGAAAUGCUGCCGGUUUGGGAAGACCACAGCAUUCAGGAAUAUUCUAUUUCUGUACAGUGCUGUUCCUCUGACAGGCCAUUCACUUGGAUUUGUACUUUCUUUUUGUGUUGAAAGACAGAUGGGUUUAGUAUUGAAUAGUAAAAUAUUUAAAGUCUAA
Messenger RNA from Catharus ustulatus (Swainson's thrush), 4967 nucleotides. RefSeq names its product DENN domain containing 1A (gene DENND1A). The transcript has 23 exons. Gene Ontology annotation, biological process: endocytosis; endocytic recycling. The record is from RefSeq and is a predicted model, not a curated record. NCBI's taxonomy places the organism in Eukaryota, Metazoa, Chordata, Aves, Passeriformes, Turdidae. Gene Ontology annotation, molecular function: phosphatidylinositol phosphate binding; guanyl-nucleotide exchange factor activity. Gene Ontology annotation, cellular component: clathrin-coated vesicle; cytosol. The coding region runs from base 126 to 3437 and encodes 1103 amino acids.